Messenger RNA from Hydractinia symbiolongicarpus, 1001 nucleotides. Its product is annotated as protein ABHD14A-like. The transcript has a single exon. Bases 116 to 910 code for a protein of 264 amino acids. NCBI's taxonomy places the organism in Eukaryota, Metazoa, Cnidaria, Hydrozoa, Anthoathecata, Hydractiniidae. The record is from RefSeq and is a predicted model, not a curated record.
AGUAUAGUGUUUGAAUAGUGUUUGAAUAUGUUAUCGUUUUAGCCUGCUUAAAAGUAAAGUAGAAAAUAUUAUGUUUUAACAAAAUUCUCAAGACGAAGAGGAAACAACAAAAAUUAUGACAAGAUGGGUGCAUUUUCUCACAAAGUUACACAUUCGUACGAAAUACUCUUUCGUAGCUAGUUUUGUGUUUAUCUUCUAUCUGUUUUAUAUAACAUUGACUCCACGGAGAAGAGCAGGUCCGUCUUACACGAUUACCACUAACAUCAUAGAAGGAAGAAAGUACACCUUGAAUGUUCGAGAGAAACUCCCUAAUAAUUACAACUUAACUGUGGUGUUGUUGCAUGGAGAAAGGUUGGACUCUACAGUUUGGGAAGAAAUAAAAACGCAGGAAAUUUUAUAUAAGAAAGGCUAUAGGAGCGUGGCCAUAGAUUUGCCAGGACACGGGUUUUCACGCCGGUACAAACCUCCGAAAGAAGAAUUCGAGAAAGCUUUUAUUUUAGAGACACUUUUAAAGGAGUUGAAAGCAACCGAUGCUGUACUUGUAGCUCCUUCGAUGAGUGGUUCCUAUGCAUUACCUAUAAUCGUGAGAGGUUCGUUAAAGUUAAAAGGAUUUGUCCCUAUUUCUCCAUAUUCUGUUGGAAAUUAUCUCAUUGCGGAGUACUCCAGCUUAAAAAUACCGACCAUGAUUAUAUACGGAGUUGCCGAUAAGAUUUACGGAGAGACGUCGGCAAGAACGUUGCAACAUAUUCCGGACAGUAAAAUACACGUUAUAAACGAUGGUAGCCACGCAUGCUAUUUGCAAAACCCGGACGAAUUUCACGAAGUUCUAACAAAUUUCUUGUCUGAAGUCGAGCUAGGGACGUUUGAUUUGACAAGAAAAGAUAAUACGCUAAAAUUAAAGUCUUUUUAAAUUGUUUUUUUUUCUAUGUUUGUAUAUUUUUAUAUAAAAUUUACUAGUUUAUCUUAGAUGUUUAUAUUAAAAUCUCUGCUUCAUUUUUUAA